GCCAUUGACGCACAUAUGUAUGAUUUGGAAUGACAUUUGCCAUUUUACGCUCAAGACCUCGACGCCGUCGUUUCACCGUCCCUCCGAUUGCCCAUUUGCCCGUCUUGCCGUCCUUCGUACGGUUCGGGGCGGGGAAGCGUUUUGCUUAGCGUUCGUUCUCUCAAUCUCUUACUCCAGUCGGCUCCCUCCCUCCCCCCGCCUCUUUGCAGUCGUGUUGCUUCUGUUCACUGUUUUUAAACCCUAACUUCUCUCCAGGUCCACUCCAGCAGUUGCAAGACUUUGGAACUCCAAUGGUGUUGGUCAGGUACCGUGGCAUUUUGGGAAUCCAUCCAUUAAAUUUCCUGAGGUAAGGAACCGUCAUCUGGUUGAAGCAAAGAAUUCUCAGUACUUGACUGGAAUGGGGGAUCAUAUAGAUAUUAGUUCCGACAGUGACUUUGAGUUGGAUGAGGAUGAUAACUACGGUGGUGGAUCACUGAUAGAGGGGCCUACUAAUACACGUACUCUUCCGCAAUGGGCGACAAGCUCAAGUCGUGCAGGUUCUAUCAGUAGGAAUCACAAUGCUCCGUCAAGUUCAUAUGCUUCUAAUAGUGGGUCAUCAAACCUAAAUAAACUUCGGAUCAGCAGUUAUGGAGAUGAUACAAGAACUUCAAACCAGAUUGCCCUCCAUCCAGAUUAUAAUGGCAAUGACAGUUCAGGUCACGCAAGAGCUGUCAACUCAAGGAUUGCUAAUGUUUCUGGUGCAGAGUACGAGAAGCUUUCGUCCCAACAAGCUUUGAGGCGGAUCCUUCCUACGUCUCUAGAUGGAGCUGGGCCUAGUAACAAAAUGAACAGGUUAACUGAUGGUGCAGGUAGCAGCCAGACCCAUGGUCCCCAUCGAAAUAUGUACAAUCCCUCAGGAUCAGGUUUUGGUAACAACCUGGAUUCCACGCGGAAUCGUUCCAUCCAGGCCAAUGAUGAAGAUGUUGUAAUGUAUGAAAAGAAUGGAACAAGGGUUUUACCUCAGUCAUGGACGCAUGGGAAGUCCCAUAUGCCUGGACCAUCGGCCAGUUCAAAUGAUUAUGCAUACCAUUCUAUGGCAGGCGAUGAACCUGUGUGUGAUGAGAGACUGAUUUAUCAAGCAGCAUUGCAGGGUCUUAAUCAACCAAAAUAUGAGGCCAACUUGCCUGAAGGCUUAUUGUCUGUGCCUCUUCUGAGACACCAGAAAAUUGCAUUGGCAUGGAUGCUUCAGAGGGAGACAAGAAGUUUACAUUGUUUAGGUGGAAUUUUAGCUGAUGAUCAGGGUCUCGGGAAAACCAUAUCAAUGAUUGCCCUUAUACAAAUGCAGAAGGCUCUUGAAUUGAGAUCUAAGUCAGAAGAUCAAAGUACUAAAAAGACUGAAGCAUUGAAUUUGGACGAGGAUGAUGAUGGCAGCAAUCACGUUUCUGAUAAAGGCAAGCAGACUGUUGAAAGUAACAGUAUAAAAACAACUGAACAAGUCGGUACUUCUUCAAAGCCCCUUAACAGACAGAGACUAGCAGCUGGUACAUUGGUUGUCUGCCCAGCGAGUGUUCUCCGCCAGUGGGCGAGGGAGUUGGAUGAAAAAGUUGCAGAUGAGUCUAAACUCACUGUCUUGAUAUAUCAUGGAGGCACUAGAACAAGGGAUCCUGCAGUAUUGGCAAAGUAUGAUGUUGUAAUGACAACAUAUGCCAUAGUAACUAAUGAAGUUCCAAAACAACCUAUGGUGAAUGAGGAUGAGCUUGAUAAUAAAACUGCAGAGAGAAGUGGUGUAUCUUCGGAAUUUUCAGUUGAUAAGAAGAGGAAAAAGCAGCUUGGUGCUAACAAGAAGAAAAAGAAGGGCAGGAAGGGAGCAGAUAGUUCCCCUUUCGAUUACGAUUGUGGUCCACUUGCAAGGGUGAAUUGGUGUAGGGUGAUUCUUGAUGAAGCUCAAACAAUAAAAAAUCAUCGAACUCAAGUGGCCAGAGCUUGCUGCAGCCUUCGUGCCAAAAGGAGAUGGUGCCUAUCAGGGACACCUAUACAGAAUGUGAUUGAUGAUUUGUACAGCUAUUUCAGGUUUCUCAGAUAUGAACCCUACUCAGUGUAUAAGUCGUUUUACAGUGCCAUAAAGCUCCCAUUAUCAAGAAAUUCAAUUCAAGGUUACAAGAAAUUGCGAGCUGUUUUAGCAGCUGUAAUGCUGAGACGUACUAAAGGGACAUUGAUAAAUGGGGAGCCUAUCAUCAAAUUGCCUCCAAAAUCAAUCGGUUUGAAGAAGGUGAAGUUCUCAGAUGAGGAGCGAGCUUUCUACAACCGGCUAGAAACUGAUUCUCUAUCUAAGUUCAAGGCUUAUGCUGCUGCCGGCACUGUUAGUCAAAACUAUGCAAAUAUUCUGUUGAUGCUUUUACGCCUUCGACAGGCUUGUGACCACCCGCUUCUUGUCAAAGGUUUCAAUUCUGCCUCUGUACAGAAAGUUUCCGUGGAGAUGGCAAAGAGACUUCCAAGUGACAUGGUGCGUGAUCUAUUGGCCAUAGUGACUUCUGACAUGGCCAUUUGCCGUGUCUGCAAUGAUCCACCGGAUGACGCUGUUAUUACAAUAUGUGGUCAUGUUUUCUGCUAUGAGUGUGUAUCAAAUUACCUGACUGGGGAUGAUAACACCUGUCCUGGUCUUAACUGCAAAGAGCAGCUUGGUUCUGAUAUUGUCUUCUCAGAAGCUACUCUGAGAAGCAUAUAUAGUAAUAAAGAUGCUGGUCCUCGUCCUAAGCUCAGUCAUCAGAUCACCGAGAAUGAUGAUAGCUCUUCAAAAAUCAAAGCUGUUCUUGCCAUUCUUAAGUCACAUACUGGGAUGGAUGGACCAGAUGAUGUGGAUUGCUCAGUUGUGAGCUCGGUUCCCAAAGGACCUAUAAAGACAAUAAUUUUUUCACAAUGGACCGGCAUGUUGGACUUGGUCGAGAUGGCACUCAAUCAGAGCUGCUUACAGUAUAGGAGGCUUGAUGGGACAAUGAAUUUAAAUGUGAGAGACCGUGCUGUUAAAGAUUUCAAUACUGAUCCUGAGGUAACAGUGAUGCUAAUGUCACUUAAGGCAGGGAAUCUGGGUUUAAAUAUGGUUGCUGCAUGUCACGUUAUCCUUCUGGACCUUUGGUGGAACCCCAGCACUGAAGAUCAGGCAAUUGACAGAGCACAUAGAAUUGGACAGACUCGACCGGUUACUGUGACCCGGCUUACCAUUAAAGACACAGUGGAGGAUAGGAUUCUAGCUUUGCAGGAUGAGAAGCGGAAAAUGGUUUCGUCUGCCUUUGGGGAGGACCAAGGUGGGGGAACAGCUACAAAGCUUACCGUGGAAGAUCUAAGGUUUCUAUUUAUGGACCGGGAUGCUGUCCGCUGAUGAAACUAGGUUACUGGAGGAGUCUCUAUGUUUUCGUAAUAGUAACUCGAAAAGAAUGCACAGAGAGGAAGUCAAUAGCCUGCUAUUUAGUGAAGUCAGUCGGUCCAGGCUUUUUUCAUUAGAACCAUAUUAUGGCAUUGCAGAGCUGGACUGGCAAUUUUUGGUCUCAUCAAAGUGCAGACUGGGCAGCAGAGCCCGCGCGGUGAGGACAUUGUACAUAUUGCUAAUCAUGUGCGCCUAGUGUAUAUCAAGAAGGGUAGUUGUAGCUCUAUAGGGUAGCACAGUUAAUGAAUGAUAUGGUAGCAAGUCGCUGGUACAACUACUGCUUGAGCGACAAGAUGCUUGCGUUCCAUGUUUCAUCUGAGUUUCGCGGAUAGAAUGUUUGCCCCCCUGAGACGAACCGAAUGCAAGUUAGCUUCGGUGAUUAAGGACUUGUUCAUGGGAUCAUGCUCUACUGUUCCACGGUAUGUUUGUUCUGUGUCAUUUUCAUUUUACGUAGGGUACAAGCCUUCAAAAGGAAAAGGGGAAAAAGCAGCAAGGCUGGGGAGUUUCCCUUAUGAUUCAUUAAUUUGUACUGUUGAUGGAUGCGAGUGUCAUCCGUCCACAAUUGCGGGCGUCUGUUGUCUGUACGGGGUUAAGGGCGAGUGACCCCUCGGGUAGGGCGCAGAAUUAGUAGGGAGAAAGCGAGGCUAAUUGAAUUUCUUUCUUUGCAUGCACGAGAAAACCUGUGGCAUGGGUAGAAUGGACAACGGCUGGCUUCAUCGUGGGCUCCAAUUGACUAUAGAGGUAAAAAAAAAAAGGAAACUAAGUCACGGGGAGCAACUGCAGCCUUUCAGUACCAGUACUGACAAGCAGUACAUAACAAACAAUCUCAGCAGGUGCAUUGGGAUUACGACAUCUUAACACGAUUGAGGAUCGCUUCAUUGCGUAUUCGGUGGUUGA
Molecule: messenger RNA, 4297 nt
Organism: Linum tenue
Lineage: Eukaryota; Viridiplantae; Streptophyta; Magnoliopsida; Malpighiales; Linaceae
Source: the annotation of a GenBank genome assembly